AUCAUCAAGUUCUUGCUUGAGAGGUGUUCUCCUUUAAAAUUUAAUUUAAUCAAACCUUUUGAAGACAGUUGUAUCAUGGCAUUGGGCAAUCACUAUUGUAUUGUGAUUCCUGUGUAUGGAAUUCAUUGAUUUAUAUGUUUUGCAGAUAGCAGAACGGACUAUAAGUAGAAUUCCAGUGCAGGCACAUGAAAUGAAUCAACAUGAACAAGAUAUCACAGAUAGGUGUAUCAGACAGGCAGGGAGGACCUUGCAGGAUGUUAUUGCAGAUUGGAUUAGAAAGCUGAACAAUAGAGAAAUUGAUAGAACAAGGCUGCAGCUGAAUCAUGCUGAGAUGAUAACAGCUGGGACGCAUCUUUGCAAAUUGCUCAGUUUCUAUACUAUGAGAAUUGGUUCACACUUGGCAGAAUGCCGUCAUUGCUGUUUUCCUUAAUAUUCCUUCUUCCAUGCAAUGUUCCUUAGUUGAGCUUAGGUCAAUGACCAAUAGCCAAUACCAUUGUCCUCAGCCUUGUACUGUCUCGAGUCCAUAAUAGAUUUAUCAUAUGUUUGACAUCUAAGAUUCUUAUUUUCAAUGCUCAGGAUGUAAUUCACAUCCUUUGGAUUAUAAUAAUUUUGUGUAGUGAAGUUCUGCUUCAAUUUUCUUUUUGCUGAUCUGAAGCUUAAUUGUCUAUAUUCUGUAAAUGUGGCAAUUGUUAUGAAAAGUUGGUUGCUUUCCUUCUGCAUUGGUACAGGAUUUCAUUGCUCAAAUAUGCAAGUCUUUUGAGUUUCCCAUGCAGUAAUUCUUGUUAUCAAAGCCUUGUAGAAUCUCAUUGUAAGAUAUAACAAUUGAAUGACUUCAAGCAUUCAAUCCUGGGAUUCAUGAAGUAUGCGGGUUGAAAGUUAUUCACUAAAUGUGCCUGUCAGCGAAACUGCAGUUGAGCCAUCUGUUUCUUCUUUCAGAAAAUUGUGAAGAGUGCUUUUGAUCUGAUCCUUAUUGGAGAAAUCUUCUUACAUGGGUUGAUUCCAACAAACUAUCUUGACUGGUUGCUGUUACAGCUUUCGCCGUCAGAUGCCAAACAAAGGGAAGAUUGCUGGUAUGGAUAUGCAUGUCGGACACAGCACCAUAGUGAAGAACAUGCUCGUAAGAGAAAUCAUGUGUGUUGUCCAACUCGAGGCAACGCCUAGAAAUUAGUUUGUGAUUUCUACUAGAUAGAACUCAAGAUAUUUAGAGAUCAUUGCAUUUAUAAUGGGUUCUUUCUACUUGCUUAGUGUGUCCUUAUUUAGAGAUCAUUGAAUUUAUUCUUACUUUUGCUUAUAUAAUCUUUGAUCAAAGACAGAAUCCUUAUUUUGAAGUUCU
Molecule: messenger RNA, 1333 nt
Organism: Rubroshorea leprosula
Lineage: Eukaryota; Viridiplantae; Streptophyta; Magnoliopsida; Malvales; Dipterocarpaceae
Source: the annotation of a GenBank genome assembly